Molecule: messenger RNA, 2162 nt
Organism: Tilletiaria anomala UBC 951
Lineage: Eukaryota; Fungi; Basidiomycota; Exobasidiomycetes; Georgefischeriales; Tilletiariaceae
Product: MFS general substrate transporter
Exons: 4
Coding region: 246-2066 (606 amino acids)
Cellular component (GO): membrane
Source: RefSeq, a predicted model, not a curated record
CCAGGAUGUAUCGGACUGAAAACGCAGCUAUUUUCGUCCUUGCCAAGCCUUGGUUACGCUAGACAUAUCGCCUCCCUCUCGGAUCGUCCUCCCAGUGCCAUCGUUGUGCGCCAACGAGGAGCCUGCCACCCUGCUGUUGUAUCCAUCACUAACGCCAUCGUUCACCCGUCCCUCCGGGGCCAGCUUCUUGUCGUCCUCGGUAUCGAGUCUCAGCCUCAAUCCCCAACAUUUUAAUCCACGCAAUCAUGUCGCUUAUGCAAGCGACUGGCGCUGGCGAACCCAAUGAGGUACGCGUUACCCCCACGGCUACCUCGCCCACAGCAGACGCUAUAUCCAACACUGGGAAGGACGAGCAGAUGGCGCCCUCACUUUCCCGAUUUCAGACCGCAGUAACUGCUCUUUGUAUCGCCGCCAACAGUUUGACCGCUGGUAGCAUGUUCUGCUUUCCCCUCAUCGGGCCGUCUCUCAUGGCAGAUCUAUCCCUAAGUCUCAAGCAGACCAACACCAUUUGGGUUGGUGCAGUUAUGGGCGAGUACAUCACCGCCGCCUUUUGGGGCGCACUGGCAGAUGCAUUCGGCCCACGCCCGCUGUCCGCCGCCGCAGCUGUGCUCUUUGGCGUCGGGUACAGUCUAAUGGCGCAUGGUGACGCCACCGCUGUGAAACUCAACCGGGCACAGCAGCAUCAGAGGAAACUUGCGGGAAUGGUCGCCACACCGUACCAGACGAGCUCCUCCCUGGGAUUCGUCCCCAUGACGUUCGCUUUCGUCUUAGUUGGAGCCGGUGUCUCUGCCAGUUACUUUUCGGCGGUUACCGCCUCGACACGCCUGUUUCCAUCCCACCCUGGGCUAGCCAUCUCCCUUCCCCUGACCCUCUUCUCUCUAUCCUCACUCUUUCUGACGUCUAUCGGCUCGCACUUCUUUAUCGACGCGACGACCGGCGAUUUAAGCGCCGCAACCUUUCUUACCUUCCUAGCGGUCCUGUUGACCAUCACCAAUGGCGUCAGCACUUUCUUCAUGCUUGCACCCGAGGUCAAGCCAUCGCAGGCUGAGGGCGUCAAGAAGAAGCGUGUGACCGUGCAAGACCGAGCAGUGUCAAUGUUAGCCGACGAGAGGUUACCCCUUUUGUCUACCAACGCAGAUUCGGAUCUCGAGGAGAAUAGCGGCGCCGACCAGGCGAGGAGUACCGCGAAUGUCGGGGCAUCCAGCAGCAGUAUAUCACUUGUGCCGAGGUCCGCCUCAUUGCGCGACUUCCUCGCCACCCCGUCAGUCUGGAUCUUGGCAUUACUCAUGUUCACCGCUGUCGGAGGUGCGGAAAUGGUCAUGAGUAGCGUGGGGAGUAUGGUCGUCUCCCUCCUUGGGGGCGGGAUCGUCACACCUUCACAUGGAGCUACCGGAAGCGCCGUGACAUCAGCUGAUGAAAACUCGCCAGAUCUUCCGGCAAUGAAUCACGAAGCUCUCCGAUGGAGGAGCAUGCAAGUGCAGCUGCUCGCGACAGCCAACACACUCUCUCGUCUUGUUUCUGGCCUCGUAACCGACUUUCUCUCGCCAAGUCGACCAAAAGCUCCUCCACUUUCUGACACAAGCGACGUCAGCGCUACACGCCGAAUUCUGCACUUCGUAGGAAAUAUUCGCGUGUCGCGAAUGACAAUCCUGCUCACCUCCACCACAUUACUGACAGCAGCUUUCGCAUUUUCCGCCUUGGCGCUGAGUACGCUCCAUGAACUCGUCGGCGUGAGCCUGCUUGUCGGCAUCGGGUACGGCUUCACCUUCACCCAGGUGCCCUCCAUCGUAGCAAACGCUUAUGGCCUGCGCACCUUUGGUCGCUCUUGGGGAUUACUCACCUACUCGUGCGCUGCAGGAAGCCUUGGCUUCUCCUUGCUCUACGCUGUCGUCUCUGACGUUGUAGGCGAAGACCCUGCACGUCAGGAUGGAACUCACGUCCCAUUGGGCGUAUGUUUGCAUGGCCGAAGCUGUUUCCAACUAAGCUUUGCCCUAGCCGCUACUGGGACAGCUGCAGCGACGCUCCUGGCAGUACCUCUAUGGAGGAGAUGGCGAACUUAUCUCUAGGCGUGACUAUUCUUUCUUAAUGCGCUCUUUCAUCUACUUCAUGGACUCUUGCAAUGUACUUUUAGGUCUGCACGCAUGCACCCAUGCCAUCUGUAG